AUCGAGGGUGAAAUAACCAGGAAAAAGCGAUUUGGAUGCCAAUCCAUGCUGGAUCAGGUAGAGCUGGUCUGGGCAGUGCGAAGACCCUGCCAAGGGCCCACAUCGCGGUCGUAUUCUCAGCAUGUUUCCUCUUCGAGCUGACCAGCAACACAUCGUCAACCACCGUGUACGCUGCAUCCGAUCGUCUUUCCAAAUAGAGUAACAUAACAUGGUCGGAGUACCGAAAAGCAAUGCAUGUCAAACGUGCUUGCGGAGACGGGUUAAGUGCGAUCUAACCAAACCAUCCUGCAAUCAAUGCACCAAGCGCAAUCUCGAGUGCCCCGGCUAUGAAAAACGCUGGAAAUUCAUGCACCAAACCAAAACGUCGAUCCAAAAAGACCAGCAACGAAACGCUCGGAGCCAACCCCAACCCCACAGAGAAGCUGCCCUGGUCCAAGCUUGCCAAAGCAUCGACGAACGGGUGGAGCCGAACCUAGUCGCCGCAGCCCUAGACCUCCAACAAGUGGAGGUCUUUUGCACGUUCCUAUUGACCAGCUUUCCUGCCCAGUUUGCCUCCUGUGGGAAGCGCGUCGAGGUCAACUGGAUCGAUUAUGCGAGGCGUCCACUCCUCACUGCACCCCAGGCGCUGGUCUGGGCGUACCGCGCGCUGGCGACCGUCUUCAUUGGUCGGAAGUAUAAGGAUAUAAAUAAGGUUACUUGCAGUCGACAUAUGUAUAGUCGGGCAUUGAACUACCUGGCUAGCGUUAUCCAGCAUCCAAAAUUUGCCACGACAGAGGAGGCUCUCGCGUCCGGUAUCCUGUUGACUAUGUAUGAGAUGGUGGAUGGUAUUACAGGAGCGUCGUGGCUAACGCAUACGCGGGGACUGGUAACGAUGAUCAAAAUGCGUGGGCAAGAGGUACAUCGAUCUGGGUUUGGAUUGACGUUGUUUAAAUCCUGUCGAGCGUUUCUGGUCGCCGAUGCAAUGAUCCGAGGGGAACACUGCUUCCUUGGUGAGCCAGAGUGGCGGGCGUUUCUAAGCGAGUUAGCCGACAUCGAAAGCGAGGCUGUCAACCGUAGUGAACUUGCACUCAUUGUUGAUCGGGCAUUCAUAGAGGUUGCCUGCUGUCCUGGAUGGCUAGUCGAGACACAGGCAGUGAUCAAAGCUGAUGACCCCGAGGCCAAGGCAAGGUUGGCGUGGGAAAUCGACUGCAGCCGCUACCGACUGGAUAAACUCCAGGCAGAACUGCAACGUGCGCUAGUUCAUCAACGCCAGGCCUCCAUUCUCGCCUGGCAGCAAUUCGUUGGUCCCAUUCCCUGGGACUUUGUCGACCCAUUCGCGCAGUCCUCGCUUUAUGGUAUGCGAUUGGGCAUUUCGCUGUUAACCCAAUUGAUCGUCUUGCUCAGAGCGGAUCUCCGUAGUCGUUACUAUCUUACUGAGCCGUGGGAGGAUGUUGAGAAGUUCGGUCUGCAGUCGCCGAAUCCGUGGAGUGGCUUGGAGGCGGAUGCACCGGAGUGGCAGGUUCGCUUCGAUCCUGACUAUCUCCGGGAUUCCUAUCAGAUUCAUCCCAGUGGGAAUGAGGAUUGGAUGGAUCGCAUUGUGAUGUCGAUGGGGAUGUUGGGGAUUCGGUCGUGAUUCGCUUUUUUAACUAGGGUGCCUAAGGUAUAAUGGUUUCAACCAAGGCGCUGAAGUGUCAUGAACUGAGUUUUGUUUUAUAUCCACCGAGAACUUCAAUUCAUAGUGAGGCUUAAAGAGC
Messenger RNA from Aspergillus pseudonomiae, 1733 nucleotides. RefSeq names its product Zn(II)2Cys6 transcription factor domain-containing protein. Gene Ontology annotation, biological process: regulation of DNA-templated transcription. The transcript has 2 exons. Bases 209 to 1612 code for a protein of 467 amino acids. Gene Ontology annotation, molecular function: DNA-binding transcription factor activity, RNA polymerase II-specific; zinc ion binding. NCBI's taxonomy places the organism in Eukaryota, Fungi, Ascomycota, Eurotiomycetes, Eurotiales, Aspergillaceae. The record is from RefSeq and is a predicted model, not a curated record.